AUGCGUUUUACUCUUUGCCGGAGAUUUGUUUAUCAGAGUUGUAAAUUUUCACAGGUUCUGGGACAGUAUGUCCGAACGAACUUGGCUUCUUCUCCGGCUCCGGCGAAAUUAGGCGAUGACGCAAUUACAGUAGGAGAAGCGUUGGAGGCAAGUGGGUUGUCAGCAGGUGGCAAACCGGUGGACGAGGGUGAUGCAGCGGCGAUACAGGCAGCUGAAGUCAGAGCAACCGGACGUAUGCAGGCGGUUCCGGGAGGUGUAGCUGCGAAAGCUCAGGCAGCCGCCGCCCAGAAUGUUAGAACCAUGCGAGAGGAGGACAAAGCUACGCUUAAAGAUGUCGUGGCGGAUGCGACAUCACUGUUGCCGAAAGACAAGCCGGCAACAAGGGUGGAUGCUGAAGGGGUGAUAGCGGCGGAGAUAAGUAACAAACCGGAUUUGGCGACUUAUCCUGGUGGUGUAGCUUCGGCGGUAGAUGCGGCGGCAAAGAUCAACCAACAGAAAUGA
Messenger RNA from Lactuca virosa, 501 nucleotides. NCBI's taxonomy places the organism in Eukaryota, Viridiplantae, Streptophyta, Magnoliopsida, Asterales, Asteraceae. The record is from the annotation of a GenBank genome assembly.